UAGUUCAAGGUCACGUUGAAUAUGUUGCUGAUGCUAUGGAAUUAGAUGAGAUUUAUUAGAAGUCGAAGUAAUAGAUUUUUCCCGUGUUUAUCAUAAUGUCGUUGAAGAAAAAAGUCACGAGUUUGGCUGAGAAAAUCAGUUAUCUGGUUACGGCAGCUCCUACAAAUUUCGACUCGGAUGACGAGAUCGAAGAUACAAGAGCAAAAGUUGUUGAACACUUUGAUGAGAGCGAUGCAGUUGAUGAUUUUCAAGAUUCAAGCUUUAGAAAGCAAAAUGUGGAACUUCUUGAUCAAGUUGACGAAAGGUACCGAGGGACAAAGAUUUCGAGAAAGGACGUUUACGAGGAAAAAAGUGGUUCAAGUUUAAAUGAUGAUUCAAUAGAAGAAGAUUCUGACAGUAACUUGCAGGCUUUUCAGGGGUCUGAUAGUGCUGGGGAUGACAAUGAUGAAAGCGAUGCCAAGACAUCGGAUGAAGAUGCUUCCGAUGUCUCUGGAGAAGAGGAAAAUUCUGACGAAGUAACCGAUUCGGAAGUUGAUGAGGAUAAUCCAUUGCGUAGGGGUAUAACUCAACAAGACAUUAUCGGAACCAUCCCUGUUUCCAAUAUUCGGGAUGAUGUUGAAAAAGGCAACUGUGUGCGAGAUCAACUAAAGCUUUGGGAAAAUUUUCUAGAAAUUAGAAUCAAGUUACAGAAGUGCCUGGUAACAAGUAACAAGAUGCCUCAAUAUGAUGCUUACAAGAAUUUUAAAUCUGAUAACAAUUUUGCUAAAGCUGCAGGCGAGUCUAAGCAGAAGUUGAUCGAUGUCCUAGAGAACAUGUUAAAGUUGCAGAGUACUCUUUUAAAAAAGUACCCAGAAACUAAAGAUAUGCAGAAGAUGGGUAAAAAAAGGAAGCAGGAUGAAAACCAGGGUAAUGACUUAAACAAAGAAGACUCUAUGGAUGAAGAAAUUCCAUCGGAUACCGAUGAAGACAUGGAAGAGGACAAGAGUGUAGAAAACGGUAAAGAAGCCUCAGAAGAAGAAGAAAACGAAAUUUUACCACGGAAGAGAUUAAAGUUAAAUGAUUUCGAAAAUAUUCUUGCUGAAAAUCACAAAGCCUACUCGAGUUAUAGGAACUCUGUGAUACAAAAGUGGAAUGACAAGACACGUGUUGCGACUGGUAAGCUGAAUAAGAGUAGUAAUCAGUCUGUAGUCAGUCAGAUUGAUUUUGUUCUAAGUGACAAAUUAAAAGUCUUGAAGAAAACUCGAUUGAAGCGGUCGGAGUACGAGAUCGUUGGAAAGUCUUCAACCACCCCCGAAGACACCGAUGGUCGAGCUGUUCAAGAAUUUGACUCCGAGAUCUACGACGAUGACGAUUUUUACCAUCAACUUUUAAGGGAACUGAUCGAGUACAAAUCCUCUGACGUGACCGAUCCGAUACAAUUGAGUAAACAGUGGAUCCUGUUGCAGAACAUGAGGAGUAAAAUGAAAAGAAAAAUUGAUACCAGAGCCACAAAGGGCAGACGAAUCCGAUUCAACGUGCAUACAAAACUAGUCAAUUUUAUGGCGCCAAUCACUGUGAACGACACAUGGACAGAUCUCGCUAAAAAUGAGUUGUACAAAUCGUUGUUUGGCAAAAUUAAGGCAGCGGAGGGUGAAACAGGACAAUGAGGAAGAAUAGAAAAUACUUAAUAUUAUAGGUAUAAUUAUUAUUCUGUACAUACAAUCCAAAUCAUUCCCUCCUUGGAGUGUUAUUUCUAAUUUUACCUUAAUAAUUUAAGGAUAAUAAAAUAUCCUAAAGAAGA
Messenger RNA from Orussus abietinus, 1780 nucleotides. RefSeq names its product protein AATF (gene Aatf). The transcript has 2 exons. Gene Ontology annotation, cellular component: nucleus; nucleolus. The record is from RefSeq and is a predicted model, not a curated record. Bases 96 to 1646 code for a protein of 516 amino acids. Gene Ontology annotation, biological process: regulation of transcription by RNA polymerase II. Lineage: Eukaryota; Metazoa; Arthropoda; Insecta; Hymenoptera; Orussidae.